GCCGCGAUAAAGACAUUUAAACAGAAAGAUAGAUUUUGUUCCAUAUUAUUUGAUGAAAUGGCGUUGACUCCGCGUGUAGAGUAUGACGCACUGCAUGAUCGUUUACAGGGAGUUGAGGCAGGACAAACUCGUCGACCAUAUAAGAUUGGUUUUCAUGCUAAGAGGAGUGUCAAAAAAAUGGAAGCAGACGAUCUGCUAUACAUUCAGUAAAGGCCCUGCAAAAUCUGAGAACAUAAAACGAUUGCUCAAGGAAAUUAUUGAAAAACUAAAUGGCUCACAUGGUUUCAAAAUAGUAGCAAUAGUGUGUGAUCAGGGCUCGAACAGACAAAUAUACCUAAGAAACGAACAAGAACCCCGUCGCCGUAUUUUAAUUGCUAAUUCGGAGAUUGUGCCUCUAUACGACGUGCCGCACCUAUUAAAAGGAAUCAGAAACAAUUUAUUAAAAAAGAAUUUAAUAUGGAUCACACACGAAGGACGGGUUGAGGCGAAAUGGGACGACGUUGUAACGGCAUACAAGAUUGAUUUAUCCAGUGGACGCCUUAGACGUCUACCACGAAUAACGGAGGGCCACGUUAUUCCGGAUAAAAUAAAUAAAAUGAAAGUUAUACACGCGGCACGUAUAUUGAGUUAUUCAAUGGCCCUGGCCAUUACUUAUAUGGCUCAACAUAACGAAUCGGACAGUAGCGGAUUAUACACAAUGAGGACAACAGCUUUCGGGACGGGGGAGAUUAUUAACUUCUUCGACGAAUUGUUUGACAGCAUCAAUGGAAAUACUUUAAGGGAUCCAAGAGGUUGCGUUGGUCCCGAUGGACGAUUCGCGCCUAGGGACCUUAGAUGGGGUACGGGUUACCAUCGUCCCAGAGGGCUAUCCCAUACGGGUUCUAGACAGUGA
Ceratina calcarata is the source of this 892-nucleotide messenger RNA. RefSeq lists its product as uncharacterized. The transcript has 4 exons. Lineage: Eukaryota; Metazoa; Arthropoda; Insecta; Hymenoptera; Apidae. The record is from RefSeq and is a predicted model, not a curated record. Bases 83 to 892 code for a protein of 269 amino acids.